Molecule: messenger RNA, 492 nt
Organism: Peronospora belbahrii
Lineage: Eukaryota; Oomycota; Peronosporomycetes; Peronosporales; Peronosporaceae
Source: the annotation of a GenBank genome assembly
AUGCAGCUCAGUGGCUUUUUUGCCCUACUCGUGGGCACGUUUAUCUUGAGCUCCAGUGGUCUGACCAGCGCAAAAUCUAAUGUUAUGGACAAAUAUACCGAUGAGAGCACUAUAGUUCGGCGUCUACGUGGAGAAGACAGUGUCGAAGAGGAGAAAGGGUUUACUUCUAUUUAUGAAAGUGCUAAACGCUGGUUUACGAAGCCACUCGUAGAGGCGACUGUAAAAACGAACAAAGAAGGAAAAGAAGUUCUUGUUAUUCCUCCAAAACAAGCCGCAAUUCUGGCGAAGAACGGUAUUGACUCGAAGGAGCUUGCAGCUAAUCCCACUAUGGAACACCUUGCAUCGGUCUUGAAUACGUAUGAUACUCGAGCUCCUCAACACUUUGGUCGUAGUGAAUUGCGCUCACUUCUCUUCCGUGUGGUACUUACUACACUGCAAUGGGAAUCUGCACCGGGUGCAGUGUUUUUAAUUCCAUGGAUGCCAUACGUUUAG